Mauremys reevesii (Reeves's turtle) is the source of this 1559-nucleotide messenger RNA. It is a transcript of the gene AP3M1, whose product is annotated as adaptor related protein complex 3 subunit mu 1. Gene Ontology annotation, biological process: intracellular protein transport; endocytosis. Bases 118 to 1374 code for a protein of 418 amino acids. The transcript is spliced from 9 exons. Gene Ontology annotation, cellular component: clathrin adaptor complex; cytoplasmic vesicle. The record is from RefSeq and is a predicted model, not a curated record. NCBI's taxonomy places the organism in Eukaryota, Metazoa, Chordata, Testudines, Geoemydidae.
GUGUGGCGGGGGAGGAGGCAUGGGGUGUGUUGGGUCCUCACAGCCAUAUUUGCUACUGCUUCUGGGGGGUGUGGGUCGCUGUUCUGAGUGUGAGCCGGGGCUCGGGAUCUGCAGAAAAUGAUCCACAGUCUGUUUCUUAUAAACUGUUCUGGUGAUAUAUUCUUGGAGAAGCACUGGAAGAGCGUUGUGAGCCAAUCUGUGUGUGAUUAUUUCUUUGAAGCUCAAGAGAAAGCAGCCGAUGUUGAGAAUGUGCCCCCUGUCAUCUCAACGCCCCACCACUACCUCAUCAGCAUCUACCGGGAAAAAAUCUUCUUUGUGUCUGUCAUACAGACAGAAGUGCCACCACUCUUUGUAAUUGAAUUCCUGCACCGAGUAGCAGAUACAUUUCAGGAUUAUUUUGGAGGGUGCUCUGAGACUGCAAUUAAGGACAAUAUGGUUAUUGUGUAUGAGCUUCUAGAAGAAAUGUUAGACAAUGGCUUUCCAUUGGCAACGGAAUCAAAUAUCUUAAAAGAGUUGAUUAAACCUCCCACGAUUCUGCGCUCUGUUGUCAAUUCCAUCACAGGCAGUAGCAAUAUGGGUGAAACACUUCCCACUGGACAGCUGUCCAACAUUCCUUGGCGCAGAGCAGUGGUAAAGUACACAAACAACGAAGCCUAUUUUGAUGUAAUUGAAGAAAUAGAUGCAAUUAUAGACAAAUCAGGUUCCACAGUCUUUGCAGAAAUUCAAGGUGUCAUUGAUUCCUGCAUUAAGUUGUCAGGAAUGCCUGAUCUUUCUCUUUCUUUCAUGAACCCGAGGCUUCUGGAUGACGUCAGUUUCCAUCCCUGUAUUCGGUUCAAGCGUUGGGAGUCUGAAAGAGUGCUCUCAUUUAUUCCUCCAGAUGGCAACUUCAGACUGAUAUCCUACCGUGUGAGCUCCCAAAACUUGGUAGCAAUUCCUGUGUAUGUGAAACACAUAAUCAGUUUUAAGGAGAACAGCUCUUCAGGGAGAUUCGAUGUUACAAUUGGACCUAAACAGAAUAUGGGGAAGACAGUGGAAGGAGUCAUUGUGACGGUUCAUAUGCCAAAAGCUGUACUAAACAUGAACCUUACUUCCACACAAGGCAGCUAUACAUUUGAUCCCGUCCUUAAAGUGUUAACUUGGGACAUUGGCAAAAUUACCCCUCAAAAGCUACCAAAUCUUAAGGGCAUAGUGAAUCUACAGUCUGGAGCCCCCAAGCCAGAGGAGAAUCCCAGCCUAAACGUUCAGUUUAAGAUACAACAACUAGCUAUUUCAGGAUUGAAAGUAAAUCGCCUUGACAUGUUUGGAGAGAAAUACAAGCCUUUUAAAGGUGUUAAGUACAUCACAAAAGCAGGAAAAUUCCAAGUCCGGACAUGAGAAGAUGCUGUAUUUGCCAGAGCAAGUAGUACUAUUUUUUUCCUUCAGAUUUUGAAAUUGCGACCGCUUAGUGACGUAUGUUGCUAUUAGGUGCCAAUUGAGUAAUUAUGCACACUAAUUUGGGAUCAAAGCAUUUCUAUUCACAGCAACUAUUCAAAUUAAAGUGUAAUCUGUUUUUUCAUAAA